AUGGAAAGGAUCGAUGUGCAUGCCCAUUGCGUUCCACCCGCUUAUCGGGAGUAUUGUCUGCAGAAUGAUUUUGCGGGGAAAGGCCACCACGACGGGAUGCCGGCGAUACCCGAGUGGGAUGCCAAUAUGCAUAUCCAGAUGAUGAAGGAUUUGAACAUCACAAAGUCCAUUCUCAGCAUGUCAUCGCCGGGUACACACUUGACUCCCGGCAAUGACGAGGAGGCACGGACGCUCACCCGCCGGGCAAACGAAGACAUGUCCGCCAUCUGCGCCGAGAAUAAUGAACACUUCAUGUUUUUCGCAUCGCUCCCUCUCCCAGACGUGGAAGGGUCUCUCGCUGAGAUUGACUAUGCACUUGACCACUUGGGUGCAGUGGGAUUUCAAAUCUUGACCAACUCGCACGGAAUCUACCCGGGAGAUCCACGCUUCAGCCGAGUCUUUGACAAGCUCAGUGAGCGGGAAACAAUCGUAUUCUUUCAUCCGACCACCUGUCAUGCCCGGAAUCCACAAACUGGAUCCGUGGAAAAGGUCACGCCGAUGGAAGGGGUACCCAAUCCAGUGAUGGAAUUCAUGUUUGACACAACUCGAUCGCUGGCAAGUCUCUUCACAUCCGGAACGGUAAGUAGAUGCCCUGGUAUCACGUUCCUAGUUUGUCACUGCGGUGCGACAUUCCCGCCGAUAAUGCAACGAAUUGCGGAAUUAUCCAGUUUUCUGGUUAGACAUGGAAGCCCAUUCUCCGGUGAUGAUGUCAAGGAGCUACUCAAUAGCCGCUUUUACAUCGACUUGGCGGGAGUGCCGUUUCCAGACCAGAUUCACGGGUUGCUCAGACUUGUUGACUCGUCGAGACUGUUGUAUGGAAGUGACUAUCCGUACACCCCAAAAGCGCUGGCUGCAACUUUAGCGAAGAGGCUGGACGAUGGAUUAGAGAGUAAUUUUGGGGCUGAAACUAAGAAGCGCGCUCUCCGUGAUAAUGCGGAACAAUUGCUUUCUCGCCUGCAACGAUAA
This is a messenger RNA of Penicillium cinerascens, 1005 nucleotides long. Its product is annotated as amidohydrolase family protein. Gene Ontology annotation, cellular component: cytosol; cytoplasm. The record is from RefSeq and is a predicted model, not a curated record. Gene Ontology annotation, molecular function: hydrolase activity; carboxy-lyase activity. The transcript is spliced from 2 exons. Gene Ontology annotation, biological process: secondary metabolic process. Lineage: Eukaryota; Fungi; Ascomycota; Eurotiomycetes; Eurotiales; Aspergillaceae. The coding region runs from base 1 to 1005 and encodes 334 amino acids.